Colletotrichum graminicola M1.001 is the source of this 486-nucleotide messenger RNA. RefSeq lists its product as uncharacterized. NCBI's taxonomy places the organism in Eukaryota, Fungi, Ascomycota, Sordariomycetes, Glomerellales, Glomerellaceae. The coding region runs from base 1 to 486 and encodes 161 amino acids. The record is from RefSeq and is a predicted model, not a curated record. The transcript has a single exon.
AUGCACGCCUUGGGUUUCGCUCGGGUCCUUUUGGCCGUCUCCGUCUUCGCCAACGCCGCCUUCGCCAAGGCCGUCGAGGUUCCCGGCAUGGCCGUCGUCGUCCGCCAGGCCACGCCGGCCCAGUCUACCAUCAUGUCGUGCGGCGAGUACUCGCGCAUCGCCAACCUUUCCACCGUCGGCGUCAACAGCACCUACCGCUCCACCUUCUUCGCCGCCUCGCCCAACGGCAACCAGUUCAACGCCGAGGUCCUCGAUACCGCCAUCGCCAAGCUGCCCUCCGUCAUCAUGGACCGCUCCCUCAACGAGGCCUGCGGCAACCUGACCGCCCUCGCCAUCCGGGAGGCCGCCAACAACUUCACCAUCCGCACCGUCCUCCAGUUCUCCAACAUCCCCGUCCCUCAGCCCCUCGACGUUGGGACCAACAUCAUUUUCUGCUGCGCCGUUGCUCUGUUCUUCAUGGGCGGCGUCUGGUUGACCAUGCCGUAA